Molecule: messenger RNA, 7940 nt
Organism: Passer domesticus (house sparrow)
Lineage: Eukaryota; Metazoa; Chordata; Aves; Passeriformes; Passeridae
Gene: ETNK1
Product: ethanolamine kinase 1
Exons: 8
Coding region: 144-1235 (363 amino acids)
Biological process (GO): phosphatidylethanolamine biosynthetic process
Cellular component (GO): cytoplasm
Molecular function (GO): ethanolamine kinase activity
Source: RefSeq, a predicted model, not a curated record
GCUGCAGCCGGGGAGGUGGAGCCGCUUUAUCGGGAGCCCAAGUGGAAAUUUCCCCGUCAGUUGCCGGCUCCGCCGCGGAGGGAGCACCAGCGAGGGCCGCCUACUCUCGUGUCCCCGUGUCUCGCCGCGUCCUGCCCGCUGUCAUGUCCAACUACAUCCACGUCCCGCCUGGCUCGCCGGAGGUGCCCAAGCUGGACAUCACGGUCAGCGAGCGGGAGGGGCCCGGCUAUCGCCAGGGCGCCCUGCAGCUCCUGCGCCGGCUGCGCCCGCACUGGAGACCCGAGGAGGUGACGCUGCAGCUCUUCACCGACGGGAUCACCAAUAAGUUGAUUGGCUGCUACGUGGGCGACACGAGGGACGACGUGGUGCUGGUUCGCAUCUACGGCAACAAGACGGAGCUGCUGGUGGACCGCGACGAGGAGGUGAAGAGCUUCCGCGUGCUGCAGGCCCACGGCUGUGCCCCCCAGCUCUACUGCACCUUCAACAACGGCCUGUGCUACGAGUUCAUGCAGGGAGAGGCCCUGGAUCCAGAGCACGUCUGCAAUCCUGACAUUUUCAGACUCAUUGCUAGACAGCUUGCUAAAAUCCAUACUAUUCAUGCACACAAUGGAUGGAUCCCUAAAUCUAAUUUGUGGCUGAAAAUGGGGAAAUACUUCUCCCUCAUACCCACAGAAUUUGCAGAUGAGGAAGUCAAUAAAAGGUUCUUAAGGGACAUUCCGAGUCCCCAGGUUCUUCAGGAAGAGAUGGCCUGGAUGAAGGAGAGACUGUCAAAUUUAGGAUCACCAGUGGUGCUCUGCCACAACGACCUGCUGUGUAAGAAUAUCAUUUACAACAAGAAGAGAGGUGAUGUGCAGUUCAUAGACUACGAGUACUCCGGGUACAACUACCUGGCUUAUGACAUUGGAAAUCACUUCAAUGAAUUUGCAGGAGUAAAUGAGGUAGACUACAGCCUUUAUCCCAACAGAAAAUUACAGGAGCAGUGGCUGAGAUCUUACCUCGAGGCCUACAAAGAAUAUAAAGGAUUUGGCACAGAAGUCAGUGAAAAAGAAGUUGAAGUUCUGUAUGUCCAAGUCAAUCAGUUUGCACUGGCUUCGCACUUCUUUUGGGGAUUGUGGGCUCUGAUUCAAGCCAAAUACUCCACCAUUGAUUUUGAUUUUCUAGGGUAUGCAAUUGUUCGGUUUAACCAGUAUUUCAAAAUGAAACUGGAGGUCAUGACGUUAACCCUUCCUGAGUAAUGAAGAGGAGGACUCUUACCAAGUGGAUGGACAACCCCUGAAACUUUUCUGAGAACAGAUACUGGAAAAAAAGCUAAACAUUUGUUGAAGUGCUGUAAUGCUCACUUGGUGGUUCUUGCUUUAUAAAUAAUGCCUCUAGACAGUCCUUCAAUGUUAAAUUUAUUAUGAAGAACAUACGUACUGCUGUUGAUAUAAAACGGAUUAGAAACUUGCUAAAUCUAUAAAAAGUUGUAGAAAUGGCAAUUUAAUCCUUCUUUGUAAUUUAACAUAUGUUGUACGUGAAUUAUUUAUUAUAUGUUUAACAUGAUUCCGUUGCUGCUUUCAUCAGUUUCUGUUAAAGUUGGGUGCAGACAGUGAAGUUGUUCCAAAGGAUUUGUUCAACAACUUAAUUUAUUGAAGUUGCAUUCACUUAUGCUGAAGAAGACAUGUCAGAGACAGUUGUUCUUUUAGAGGCCUACGAGCAAAAGGAGUGACAGUAGACUUGUGAGAUCUCUAGUGUGGUAUAGCUAGGGAGAAGGGUUAGGAUGAUCUUUGUUUCCCCCUCCACCCCUUUUUCUAAAGGUAGCUUUCCAUACAAUGGUACUUUUCUUUUGCACAAGAAUCAAGCAGCUUGUUGAAAGGAUAAAUAACAUUUUGAUUUUUUUUCAUCUGGAUUGGGCUGUAGAAAUGUUCAAGUUCUGUGACCACAAGAUUCUGUGAGGAUAUUGUACCAACUUCUGGUGAUAGGCCUGCCAUCCCCAACUUCCCUGGGAAAGCUGCUUGUUUAUUACCUGUACUCUUAGAAUCAAAAGACCACUAUUCCAAACCUCUCUUCCAUUUUGCAUCUUGAUUCUGGAUUUGAACACCGUUCUGGUGUCUGUAUCUGUUGUGCUCCAGUGGCAGAAUGGACUGUUGGACCUGAGAUAGGAGAGCAGAGGUCCUGUGGCACUGGGGAGCAAGACACAGGCUCAUAGCUCCUGUAUCGAAGACAACUUUCUGCUUUGUCCUCUUCUAACCUUGGACUCUUGAGUCUUAAAUGCCUGGUCCUGUAGUUGUGCAAAUUCUGGUAUGUCUGGUGGUUCUUUUUUUUUUUUUUUCUCUGUCAGCAAAUUGCUUUUCAAAGCCUCCAGUUUGAAGGAAGUGUGGAAAAGUGUAUGACUUUGGAAGUGAGGCUUUGAUCAUCUCACACUUUAUUUCUUAAAGCUAUUAUACCAAGAGUGGUCUGGAUUACAAAAUGUUAACUGAAAACAAAAUGUUUACCUACUGGAGCAAUGCAUAAGUUUGUGUGGAAAAGAGGCUUUAACUGUGAAAGGGAGGGUGGGGUUGGGGCAGGAGAUGGGGAAGAACCCACAGCAGAAAGCUCAAGCCCAGCAAUGCGGUUUGGGGCAGGCAUGAGCUCGACUCUGAUGAUACUCUGACAAACUUUGCACUUUGGUCACAUAAGUGCCCACGUGUACAAAGUCUGUGCAUGUGCACGAGCACGUGCAAACACAAACUUAGCUGGGGAGUCUGUUGUACAGACUCCAGCAAAGAUAUUUAUUCAAAAUUGCUUUAUGGCACCUGGCAGUGUGUGUAUGUGUGUAUAGCAUGUACACAUGUACAUACACAUGUGCUUUACAAAAGCUUGUGAUUCAGGACAAAGACAACUCAUGUGAAUGAAAAAUCUUCACCAAUAAAGACCAUUUCCUAUGGUAUUCUCUUGUUUUACAAAAGCACCAUUUAGGAUUUGUUUUUCCUCUUGUUUAUAUUAAUCUAUGAAUGUUUUCAUUUUGUUUUUAUUCAGUCAAAACCUUAAAAAUCUUUAUACAAAUGGGAGAGCUGGGAUUUUUUUGUAACUUGAAAUGAGGUAACCGUUUUUGUUAGCUGGAGGCUACUAUACUGGACAAACUCUCUUUUGAUUUGAAACAAAUAGCUUAAAUAGACAUUUAUAAUUUACUUUGUAGCAGUUAUCAAGGAUGUUGCUAGAGCUCAUGAAGGCACUGAAGUCCUUAAUCUUCUGUACUUUCUCCCUAUGGACUUUAUUGACAUUUGAUGAAUAAUACCCUGCUGUCUUGUAUUUCCUUUAAGUUCAGCAAGAUGUCCUUGGAACUAAGAUUGCUGAAGAUUUUUGAACUCUUUGUUACUAUUUUCUUCCAAGCAGCAGCUUUAUUUCUGACAGUGUUGCUUUGUAUUUAUGAAAUAGUUUGAAAGAAGGCUGUGAAGUUCAUUUGGUCUUGGGAAAUCCAACAACUGACAGAUCCCAAGUUUCCCAAUGGCUGGCAAAACACAUUCCCUUUUCAGGUACCAGUACUACUUAGGUUUGGAGUUACUGUAAUUUUUGUCAGUAGUAUUUUGUUUGUAUAGCUCAAGUAGCAAUAACUGCAGGAGUGGAAGUUUGCUUCCGCAGAACCAAAGCUUUUCCUGAGUGCAGCUCAGUCUCAUCCUUGUGCAGUGAAUCCUGUGAAAGCACUUUGAGGCAGGUAGCAAAUAGCCCAAGCUUUUCCUGAGCCACUUUGAAGGAGCACAAGGACUGUCACAGGUUGCAGUGGUUGACUUUGCAGUACUGGUCAAGGCUUUAAGUUUGCACGUUGGAAUUCACUUCAGCACUGCUCUGAAUCAGCUUUCUCUCAAGAGAAGUGCAGGUUAAAUCCAUUUGUGAUCACUCUGAGGAAAUACUGUAAAGCAUCUCCCAAAAUGAAAUGCCAGUUGCCUUGAGCCUUGUUCCACAUCCGUUUGAGCCAGUAGCACUCGGAUAUCCUCAUUUCCUGAGGAAUAUCUACAGGUGCAUUCAGUUGGAAGUAGUAAUUUGCAUUGCAGAUGGUAAGGUAGCUUGAAACUGUGAAUACAGGACAUUCUGAAUGUAAGUUAGGUACUAGAAAACAUGUAAUUGUUUCACUUAAUUUAUCUUGGUCUCUGUAAUAGCAACAUAAACAUAUUGGAAGGAGGACAAAAAAAUGACUGAGCUCUAGAAACAUCCUGUAGUAGUUUUGACUGUGACUUGCCAAGAAGAUACUCUGUUGCCUUUGUUAAGCUAAGGGCAUGAAUGCCAAAAUUAAUAAUUCUUGCUGUAGUUAAAGCUAUAUUGUAAAUAUAAAGAGGAUCAUUAAUCUGGGCAUUCUUGCAGAAAUAGCAUCAAGUCAAUAGACUGUAGUGGCCUGGUUGCUUUUGUAAAGCAGAAUAGUGUGAUUUUUUUUCCUUCUCAUUUCUGCAGUCAGAUCUGGCUAAUCCAGACCUAAUUUCUUAGGUCACUCAAGCACUAAAGGUUUCUGAACAGUCACUAGUCUCCUGUCACAUAAUUUUAAAUACCUUCAUUGACAUUUGUUGAUUUGCUUUUUAAAAGGACGUGAAAUUUGCAUUAACCAGGUCUGACUGUACGUGUAUAUACAACAGUGUAAAUAACCAUUUGUAAAUUAGUGUGAAUUGUACUCUAUCUUGCAUUUAUGGACUUGUGUAUUGCAUUGUAUUCUCUCCUAUUUUGUAGAAAUCUUGUUGUAAAGAAGAAAUCUAACUCUGUGUGCAGACUUCUUUUGUUAAAUUGAUUUAUAACGCAGCAUAAUACUUUCUUGUUAAGAUAUCCAAUUAUAGCCUUGGACACCCAGUGUCUUUUUUUCCCCCAUUAGCUUUUUUGAAAUCUUGCUCUUGGGAAUGAUUCUGGGAAUAAAGAGAUUUAUACAGUACUUAGAUUAAGAGAUCUGUUCUAAUAAUAGGGCAAACCAUGUGUCCGAGGUAUAUGCAGUACCAGUGGGAUAGGGAAAGCUGUUAAAGUUGUUUCUUUAAACUUCCAAACAUUUCCUAUACAUUCUUGAAUGCUGUUGACUUCUAAACUGAGCGUGUUGGAUUGAAGCACUCCUGAAGUGUGUGCUCCCAUGGGGACACUGCUUGAGGUAGCUGUGAUAGUCCCUCAAAUGCUUUUGGUGGAUAUAGCCUUCUGAUAGGAUUAGUUGCUAACUUGUAAGUGCUUAUACUGAAUGCCCAAAUCACUCAUAGAGGUCUGUGAAUUAAUUACCUCAACUCUAGAACUAUUGUACCCCUUUAGAGUAUUUAAAACUUAUAGCUGAAAUAUUUUCCCUAUGUGUGAUUCCUUCCCCCUCCACCUUGUGCCCACAAUCCUACUUCUUUUAGUGUAAACAUGAAUCUAAAUCUUCUUUCCCAUACUUGGCUUAUCACUAUUUCCUUUUGGACUAAAAUUACAUUCUGCUUUGUCAGUGCAUGACUUCUCAUCAGAAUUUUUUUUUGUGUAAGAAGUCCCUUUCUGAAGAGGCCUUUAACCUUGGAAACACAGACAUAACAAAGGUUAGCUUUUCCCCUGUGUUUCAUCACUGUUGCCUUUCAUUGUCUGUUGUGAACUCCAUGGUGUCCUUCAAGCUCUCAGUUUAUUCUUCUCACUGGUGUGUUGAAUACCUCGGCUGGAAAAUUCUGGUUUGCAAAUCUUGCUCUCCAUCUGACAAAUUGACCUUGAUGCAGGUUUUACAACCUCUCAGCCUUACCUGUGUGACACUUGAGGUUACAAAGGUCCUGGGAAGUGAGUUUAUCCAAGAAGUGCUAGUCAGGAGGAGGGAUGGGCUUGAUAAAAGUAAGUAAAAGGAAAUCACUCACUUGGAAUCUCAAGUUUUUGCUGUAGCAAGGUAUUGAAUAUGCUUGUUUGCUCUCAUGGUUUAAGGACAAGAGCAAAUUAUAAAGGGUAAAGUUUAUUUCAGAAUGAAGCUCAGACGUUUUUUUAAAGCCUUUGGUAGGUAACAAGAUUCCAAAUACUCUUUUGUUACUCAUACCAAAAUAAUUCUUAAAAUGGAGAAACUUUUUGAUCAAAUAAAACUUUGUUCCAAACCGCAGUGACGCUAUGGUCUCUUGUUCUAGUUAGCAGAGCAGGUUGAGCAUGUCACACGUGUCUGUGUAUUGGGUGCUUGUAUGUUGCUUGUUUUCAUGCUUUUUUGUUAUUUGUUGUGUGUUAAGAUUGCUAAACUGCUGCACUUGGCAACUGUCUACUGUCAUCUUCCACACCCAGCAGGCUGUAGUCAUGGCAGUGGAGCAGAAAGCAUUUUUUCAGACCUUAAGGGAAAUGCAAGGCUGAUGUGGAGCAGUCUUGCAGAUGAUUUUUCCUCCCUCUAUGACUGUGAGUGGCAAACUAAUUGUUUUCAAUAGCUGUGAAAGAUAGGAAAAACCAAGACCUUUGAGCUUGUGCAGGGUGGAUGUUCUGUUAACCAGACACAGGGGCUCUCAGCAGUGAGAAAUCACACCAUUCCAGACGGAAUGUGUUGGAUUGAACCAGACUUUGGGGCUUAGAGACCUUCAGUGGGAAGGAAAAUGUCUGAAGUGUUUGCACAGGCUGGUUGUAAGGAGGUGCUCCAUCCAAGUGAAGUGCUGAGACACUGGAUAAGGCAUUGUUUUUUGUAAAAUUUUUUUUCUUUUUAAGUGACUUUUACAGUUGGUCUGAUCUGCAGAGAUUAUGUAAUUAGAAACCAGUCAACCUGGGGAGAGAGGGAAGAAACUGUUCAAAAAAUAAUUUCUAAAAAAAGGAAGCACCUUUGUAGCUGAUUAGUUUGCAAUGCAUUGUGAUUUGGGCUUUUCUGUGUAUUUAAUAGUGUGGAUGUUGCUCUGCACAGAAUUCUUUCAUGAAGGGUUUUAUUGCUAUUGGGAAAUGUCAGAAAACUGACUGGCAUGGCCCUGAAGACCACUGGGACCUUAGAUGGCCAGACUUGACCAGAUGACCAAAUUUUUGGUUCAGGCUUUCACACUCUCUUUCUGCAGCCUUCUGAAGUUGUCAAGCUGCUAUCACAGUUUCCCUGUGCUGUGGAAUUCAGUUCAUGGACUUCCCCAAUGUCUUUGAUUUGGUGUUUAUUGAGAGAUGACACAGAGGGAAACUUCAUGGAAAUGAAAAGGAAAGGAAAACAAGUUACUUGAAAUCUAGCAAGCCAACUUUGAUGCUAAAUGCUGACAUAACUUCAGGUGCUGCACCAGCCUAUUUUUGCAACUGUGUUUUUCCUCUGUUAAGUGGUUUUGGGUUUUUUCCCCACAUAGAGACCCAUGCAAAAUGCAAAUGAAAGAGACCUUGGAAGAGAAACAUGAAAAAUAUAAUAUAAAAUGGAUAAAAUACAGCAUGAACUGGAGAGAAAGUAUGUGUUUCUAAAUUUUUGGUAGUAGUAAUUCCUAAGUGUUGUCAGAAAAUAAGUGUCCAGCCUUCAGUGUGUGAAAGUUCUUUUAUUUUGUAGCAAGUUUCCAUUUACCAUUUUGUAUCACAGUGUGGUAGUUAAUGCUGCUGCUUUGUACACAAGUGCUUUGGAUAGUCUCAGCAGGGAGAAUGUACCCAGUCCUUGAGGUGUGGCUUCAAGUCAGGGCCGUUGGUUCUGAGCCUCUUCACUAAAACCCUCUGAACACUUGCAGACACAGGGCCACAGCACAUGAGGAAUAUAUUCCAUUUUGUGUCAUUUUCUUUGUUACUGCGGAUUUUUCAGUGUUCUUUUAAACACAAGUCCACUCGUGUCCUAUGAGUAAACUGAGCUCAAUUUAUAAAAGAGCCUUUGUCAUCUCUAGCACUGUCAUCCCCAAAGGAGUCCCCAUGCCUCUUGUAUGUUGUGGUGUUUAGGUGCAUCAUUUAUUCAUUGGAGUGAAUUGUAUUUCUUUUGAGCUAAAUGUGAUUGAAACUAUUCUAAGGCCUUCUACCACUGAUUAAAUGAAGUAAUGUACCUUUCAAAGAGAUUUAUAUUGUGUAAAUAAUUUGAAAUUGCAACAAUAAAGUUGGUUUCUAAUGGC